This is a messenger RNA of Brenthis ino (lesser marbled fritillary), 2724 nucleotides long. NCBI's taxonomy places the organism in Eukaryota, Metazoa, Arthropoda, Insecta, Lepidoptera, Nymphalidae. The record is from the annotation of a GenBank genome assembly.
AUGAGGGUAAUACAAACGUUUUCAUUCCACUUGUGUAUAUCGACGGUGUUAGCUGUAUACGACAGUCGAUCUAUGAGAUUAAUCAAUGCGCCUGAGACGUUGAAUAAUAAGUCAAAUUUUGGAUUCAGCAUCACUUAUUUUAAUAAACAACUCUUCAUAAGUGCACCAACAGCGGACAAUAUAGGAAAAAUAUUUAGUUAUGAUGUUAUCAAAAAGUCAUUUAAUGAAAUUGCAUUCAAACUCGAACGAGAAUCGCCUUCAAAUUAUACAAAUGAUUAUUGGCUGGGAGCAUAUCUCACGAGUGGAUCUAAGUAUGUCGUUACGUGUGCCCCAAGGACUAUCUAUAAAUAUGUUAAACUAGUCACAAAAGGUGUUUGUUACAAAUUUUCAAGCAGUGAUGAUAUAGUACAACUAAGUGAUAUGGAACUACCAGAUCGAAAACCGUUGAAUGGUGGUGUAGAGAGCUUUGGAUGGAUCGUAGAUAUUAAUAAUCAAACUAAUAUUAUUGCUAUUGGUGGUCAAGGCGUAGGGCCCGGUGGAGUAGAAAUUUAUGAGAAUUAUUUGACACCUCCAAGAACGUUAAUUACAGAUACUCCUAACUUAGGAUACAGUAUCGCAAGUGGAAACUUUUUAUCGGACGAAGAAAUUAUUUAUGCUAUCAGCACUCCGUAUGGAGAACAUGGAGAAGGACGGGUUUAUUUCUAUGAUAAAUUACUGAAGAAAAUAAAAUUACUCGAUGUCGGUGAAGUUGGCUCUAUAUAUGGGGCAGUACUUUGUGCAGCUCGCUUGGGGCAUACUCGCACUUCUUUAUUGGUGGGAGCCCCAACGUUCGCUAGCAAUAGUCGUUACAACACUGGAGCCGUGUACGUAUAUGUACCAGCAGAAAAAGCGAAAUUACUAUCUAGUGCUCCGCAACUCAUAAGGAUAUUAAAAGGGACAGUAGACGGCGGAUACUUUGGUGCUUCAAUAGUUAGUCUUGGAGAUAUAGAUGGAGACGGAAGAGAUGAAGUGGCAAUUGGAGCACCAUAUGACGGUGAAGGAGCCGUGUAUAUUUACACCGGAUUUAGUCUGCUUAAUGAUAAAACAUGGUUGCGAAAGAUUCAACCGGAAAAAUUUAAAUCUUUUGGAUUUAGUCUGGCACCAAUUCCCGAUGUUAGUGGAACAAAAUGUAAUGGUCUUGGGGUUGGUGCGCCUUUAAGUAACUAUGCUUUCAUAUUGAAAUGCAUUCCAAUUCUUACUGUCAAACUGGAUGCAGAGUUGCCAAACGUACAGAAGAAAACAAAUGAUGGAGAAUAUUAUAAAUUCAGAGCAUGUCUUAAUGUUUCAUAUCCGCUGGAUCCGAUAAAAAUUCGAUCACAAAUCGAACUUAAAAUUGAUGUGAUACAUGCAGCAGCAAAAUUGGUGGGCUUUGGUGAUGAUUUGGAACCGUCUAUAUUUGAUUUAGAAGAACGGCUUCCAAGAAUUUGCAAGGAUUUCAUUGUUACGAUGUCUAAUGGUAAUUACGAAGAAUUAAUAAAAUUUAAUUUCACCGCGAAGAUAAAUGCUUUCAAGAGCACGAUCUUUAGCGCGCCUGAAGUAAUUUUGAGUGAUAGAAGCGUUCUGACACUGCAGAAGUCAGUAUGUGCUGCAGACUGCAAAUUGUCUUGCCGUUGUGUGCCUAAACUCCGCACUGUAACGCUUCAGACUACCUUAACUAAUCCAUACAAAGUAGGAUUACAAUCAUUGGAGCGGUUCUCCGUACUUGUCCAGAAUUUGGGUGAGACCGCGUAUGAUGCGUGUGUUGUGAUCUCGGUUUCAAACGCAUUCGUUCAAAACAUAUCACCGAGCUGCAGUCGCUAUAACAGCACUCGGAAGUUUCUAUGCAGACCUCCACAAAAGAUACCCACAGGAAUCAUAUGGCCAGUUGGAGACAUUGGAAUCGACACAAGUGCAUUGACCAAUAAAGACGAUCAUUUGGGUAUUCAAUAUGAUAUUUAUGGUCAUUGUGAAAACGAAACGGAAAAGCACACUGAAGAAGUAUAUUAUCCAUUGAUUUUUGACUAUGACGUUUUUCAUAUUAGUGGGGCUUCAAUUCCAAAUAAGGUUCUUAAUAUUACAGACAAUGAUGUUGGUUCCGUUAAAAAAAUUCAGCAUGUUUAUACGAUAAGCAACAAAGGUUAUAUUGACUUUUAUGAAGUAUUCAUUCGUAUAAAGUUACAAAGAAAAAAUUACAUCAAUUAUCAAACACCUGUACUGAAAUUAAUAAGAGAAAAUGAAACACUCUCAAUAGAGUGUUCUCAUAAGACAAUGGUAGUGAAGGGAGUCACAAACAUGCUAUGCUCUUUUGAACUACUAAAGGCUAGUGAGGCACUGUUGUUUCUAUCUAUCGAUGUUCUACCAAACAACUUGGGUGAAAUAGAAAAUAAUGCUACAGUAUUAUCUGAAGUCCACUUGCUACUGUCAGAAAAAAGGCUUAUUGCGAGGGUCGAAACGAAGUUGAUGCUACUGUCAGUUUCUAUACCAAAUUGGAUAUGGAUUGUUGCUGUUUUAUCGGCAUUGCUUAUUCUUCUCAUAGUAGUGUUGAUAUUACGACGGUGCGGCUAUUUCAAACGGCAAAAUAAAGAAAGAUUGCAGAGUUUAAGGAAAUCACGUAGAAUACAAACUGAGAUGCGAUAUAUUAAUAAAGAUAAAAUUUCUAAACAAGACACACCGGAAAUAAAUGAAAAACAAGAAGAAAUAGCAACA